CCAAAGAGACACCCCUUCAUAAGGCAGCAUACACUGGCAAUGCAGAAUCAGUAAAAUGCUUGAUCAAUGCUGGAGCUAGGAUAAAUGCACAAGACGAAUUUGAUAUGACCCCACUUCACUUGGCCGUGAUGAAGGAUCAUACGGAUUGCAUCAUGUACCUUCUAGAAGCAAAUGCCUCUUUGGGGAUUACGGAAAUGUACGACUCUCUUCCCUUAGCAAUGUCUUAUGGGAGCAGCAUCAGCUCCCUGAAGGCAAUUGUUUCAACUGUAAGUAAAAGCUUCAAAGACAAUAGGCAACUUAGUGGAUUCUUGUUCACAGCUGUUCAAAAUAACGAACUGGACAAAGUGAAGCUGCUAUGUGAUAAUGGAGCUGAUGUGAAUUCAAACUUUGCUGAUGGAACUCUAUUGCAUGAAGCAGUUGAGAAGAGUGAUAUCGACAUGGUGAUGUGCUUGUGUGAGAAAGGAGCAAGGGUUGAUGCCAUUGAUUUUGAGGGGUAUUCUGUUGUUCACAGGGCAAUUAAGUCAGAAAUUGAACCCGUUGAAAAGGUGAUGUACCUACUUGAUGAGAGACAUGCACCUGUAAAUGUUCAAGAAGGAAGCCAUAAACGAACUGCCUUGUUUUCAGCAGUGUUAGCAGGAAAUGACGAAAUUGUGGAGAUUUUGGUAGAACGACAAUUCAACCAUAUGCAUACAGACUUCCAUGGCCAUUCAGUUCUCCACACACUUUGUUUUCAAGAGAAUUACAAUGGAUCUGUUUUCAAAGUGUUGUCAAAAUUUGAUAAUCAGUUUCUAAAUAUUCAGAAUGAUAACGGUGAGACUGCACUGCACAUACUUGCACGAAACAACGAUGCAUAUGGUAUGAAGCUGUUACUUGAGAGAGGUGCUGACCACUCCAUUCAAAACAAUGAAGGUAUGACUCCACUUCAUGUUGCUGCAUUGGAAAGUGUUGAUUGUCUACAGCUCCUGCUCCAUUUUAAGGCAGACCGUCACACCAAGGACUCCAAACGCCGUACCGUCCUCCACCACUCUGCGAAAGCAAGGAACACGAGUACCCUUACACUCCUUCUUAAAUCAAAAUCAGAUUUAGAUUUAGUAGAUGAAGACGGAUGGACAGCAGUUCAUUGGGCAGCGGAAUAUGGACGCAAAGACAACAUCAAACUUCUGUUAGAAAAUGGGGCUGAUCUGUAUACUCAAGACAAUCACGGGAGAACAGCCCUCCAUGUCGGAUGUGAAGGAAUAAAUAGCCAAACGGUGGAGUUAGUACUCCAAAAAAUGUCAAACGCAAAUAUACUUGAUGAAAGAAUGAGAUCGCCACUUCAUUUUGCUGCAAGAAGGGGAUGUGGCGACAAUGUAAAAUUAUUGCUCGACAAAGGGGCAAACCCUUUUGCAAAAGACUUGAAAGGUAGAAUUCCACUUCACCUUGCUGUAAAAACCAAGGAUAGUAUAUGUGUAAAGUUGCUGCUCUUUGCAAACUCGGAUGUGUGUGCAGUUGAUAAUAAUGGUGACACCCCUCUUCAUCUUGUAACAAAAAGGAGUUCCAGUUCCAGUAUUGAACUGCUGCUGGAGAACGGUGCCAAUUCAAACAUUCAGAAUAAGAACGGAAAUACGGCCCUUCAUCUUGCAGCAUAUAGGGGCAUUAACAAAUGUGUAAAUCUGCUUCUAGAAAACGGUUCAGAUUCAAGUGUACAAAACUUCCAAGGCCAAACACCAUUACACCUUGUUUCUGAAAAAGGAAAUCGUGAGUGUCUUCAACUGUUGUUACAUCAUGGAAAGUCUGAUGUGUGUGCAGUUGAUAAUAAUGGUGACACCCCUCUUCAUCUUGUAACAAAAAGGAGUUCCAGUUCCAGUAUUGAACUGCUGCUGGAGAACGGUGCCAAUUCAAACAUUCAGAAUAAGGACGGAAGUACGGCCCUUCAUCUUGCAGUAUACAGGGGUUUUAUCAAAUGUGUAAAGCUGCUUCUGGAAAACGGUUCAAAUCCAAGUGUACCAAACUACCUUGGACAAAGACCAUUACAAAUUGCUACCAAAAUGGGAAAGCGUAAGAUCGUUAAUCUCUUGUUACAGCAUGGCGCCAAUGCAUCUCCGUGUGAUACUUAAUGAGAAGUUAAUCAAAAGUUAAUUUAUAUUCAAGACGAGAAACAUGCACCUGUAAACGCAGUUGACAACCAUAGAUGAACCGUUUCCAGCUGUUUUGUCAAGAGAUUUGGGAUCAGUUAUUAGAACGACAUUACAAUGACAUUUGAAUCAUACAGUUGAAUAUGACACUGUAAACUCUGUAUUCCAUUUGUUAUUGUAGGAGCAUUUCUCUUUGAGAUGUAAUUGCAAGGUAGUUGGGCAGUGAUCAGUCGUCAGGAAGUAACUUCAUCACACUGGAUGAGCUUCCAAGUGAGGAUCGCUCAUCAUCCCUGAUUCCCUGCCUAGCCCAUCGCGGAAGCUUGUCCACUGUCUCCCAUUGGUGAAUACAUAUUAUUUUCAAUGACCUUUGCCAUCACUACUGUAUUUUGUGCAUCUGGUACUGUCCACUGCCAUCAUAUUAUAUAUUGCCAUUGAAUAUUGUACUACCACUCUAUUGUGUACUGCCAUUGUAAUUUCUGUGCAGCAUUUUGUAUU
Haliotis rufescens (red abalone) is the source of this 2609-nucleotide messenger RNA. RefSeq names its product ankyrin-3-like. The transcript has a single exon. The record is from RefSeq and is a predicted model, not a curated record. Gene Ontology annotation, molecular function: protein binding. NCBI's taxonomy places the organism in Eukaryota, Metazoa, Mollusca, Gastropoda, Lepetellida, Haliotidae. The coding region runs from base 105 to 2096 and encodes 663 amino acids.